Molecule: messenger RNA, 218 nt
Organism: Leptomonas pyrrhocoris
Lineage: Eukaryota; Euglenozoa; Kinetoplastea; Trypanosomatida; Trypanosomatidae
Exons: 1
Coding region: 48-218 (56 amino acids)
Source: RefSeq, a predicted model, not a curated record
GGCCGGCCUUUCGCUACCCGUUGCCUUUCCUCCCUCUUCCGACGCUGAUGCCGCAUACCUUUCCUCUACUUCACCCUGCUGCGGCGCAGCGCGUUGCUUCACGCAGUACAGGGGAAGUCGCAGCGGGUUCUAAGAGUAGCGCAUGGAAGAGGAGGGAACGAAGAAAAGGAAAAGUAAUUUCUCAGCACACACAUACAUAUCUAUAUAUAUAUAUGUGA